CGUCACGUUAUAUAAAGAUCGCCGGGAAUUUCCGUAGAUCACAUUCAGCCACCAAGACUGAACAAUGGUUAACAUGAGCUAUCAGCAAUCUCUUCUGAAAUAUCUACAUACUCCGAAUCCGAGACAGAAUAGAAGGCGAAACAAUAAAAGAAAAAGGAUUUGUUGGGACAAAUUAUCACCGACAACAAUUUGGCAGACUUGAUUAAAAGAGACUUUUAAAAGGUCCUGAGUGUUCGGAGUGGACGAGUUUCUGUGCGUUGCGACUGAGAGGAAGAUGACUGCGGAGUGGCUUCACCUGCCCCCCCCGUACCCCCCGGGAGUGGGGCCGCUGUGUGGUGCAGAGUUGGAGGCGUGGUAUGAAGACCUGCAGGAUAUACUGGGUUCCGACGCGGGCGGGGCCAAGCUGACACGCCCCCCUCCCUGUUCCGAGAAGGAGCCAGAGUUCCUGGACGUCCUGGAGAGCUGUUCUCUGACCUGGCUGACUGACGGAGGACAGGGUUCGUGGGGGGAGGCGGUGGUCCAGAGGGUGACGGAGGAGAGCUCCGCCCCCCACCACGACCACACCUCCUCCUCCUCCUCCUCCAUGAGCCCAGACGAGCUGGAGGGGGAGCGGGCGAGGGAGGGAGAGGCGUCCGGGGGAGACCUCCUCCCCCCGGAGUUCUUUGAGCUUCUGAGCGAGGGGGGCGUUGGCAUGAUGGAGAACGGGGGCGUGGCGGUUGGCGGGGGUUACCAUCACCUCCCCCACCACCACACUCAUCACCACGGUAACGUGCAGCCAGCGUCCCCGUCUUCCGAGGAGGAGUUGCCGUGCGUCCCAGACUCCCCCUCAUGCUCCUCCUCCUCCUGCUCCCAGUCCCCCUCCCACAACUGCUCUCCCCCCUCCUCACCCCCCUCCUCCCCCACGCACUUCUCCUCCCACCUCGGCAAGCGCAAGAGGAGCAGCGCCCCCUCCCCCUUCCCCUCCUCGGGCUCCCGCUCCUCCUCCUCCUCUGUGAAGAAGAGCAGGAAGGAGAGGGAGCAGGAGAACGAGAGGAAGGUGCAGGAGCUGUCGGAGCAGAACGAGCAUCUGAAGGCAGAGAUCGAUCGCCUGGGAGAGGAGGUGCAGCGGACACGCAGAGCUCUGAUAGAGAGACUGGUCAACACCAGGAAGUAAGAGAGAGAGAGACAGAGAGAGAGAGAGAGAGAGAGAGAGAGAGAGAGAGAGAGAGAGAGAGUGGACACGCAGAGCUCUGAUAGAGAGACUGGUCAACACCAGGAAGUAGGAAGAUGGAGAAGAAAGAAACAGAAAGAGAGAACAGAGAGAGGAGAAGCUUAAAGACAGUUCACGAGGAGAUCGUUUGUCUGAAGGGUGUGUUUACCUGGUGAGUUGCAUUGUGGGAAGGGCAGAAGAGACCAAAGACAAGUUUUUUGUUGACGUUUACAGGAUAGAGGAGAGAGUUGGAACGACAGAUGACCGAGUUAAGGAAAAGAGAGAACGAGAUAUGAAAAGAGGGAUGAAAAGAGAGAGAGAGGGAGGGAGAGAAGGAGGACUGCAUCACUGCGGCAGACGAGAGGACCUGUAUGUACAGAAGUAGGCCGGGGAGCCGGGCGGAGCCUCUGAUGACACGUGCUAACGUGCUAACCUGACGUCUGACGAAGACCAGAGGCUCAGAGCACCGGUUAACUGUACCGGUUAGCUCUGGCGGUUAGCGAGAUACGGAACCAGUUAUUGCAUCAUGGGAGGCAGAGCGAGAAGCCGGAAGACAUUUCAUCAUCACCCCUCCCCGCUUCCCUUGCCCCUCCCCCUCUCCUCAUUGGCCGAACCACUAAAACCGAACAUCCUUUUUUAUACCCAGAUGAAAAUGAAGUGUAGUUUGUAAAAUGGGAGUACAGUUAUGCUUGGACCCCGUUCGAUUGGAGGGUUUUGGGAGGAAGGUCUAGGUGAUUCUCAGGAAGGUACGUCAGCACAGGAGAGACAGAAAGAGAGAAUGAAGAUCUAAAAAAAUAUACUUUUUUUUUCUACUUUUCUAGAAGCCAUGACUAGUGUGCCUGUGUGUGUGUGGUUAUACUCAAUGCUGUAGGAUCUUUUUUUUUUUACUAAAUGGAGUUAAGAGGUAGCUGCCUUUCUGUUCACAACGAGCCCUACUCCACUGCUAUUUUCAUAUAAUCCUGUAUUCCUGCCAGCUCUCCUGCCACUGGCCUUCAGUACCCUAAAACACAUUUACUGGUACUCACGCAUGUUUUGUUGUCUUAAAUUACAUAAAACAACUGUAUUUAAUAACUGUAUUUACCUUUUGUAUGUUUAGAACUGUUAUUGUAAUAUAUUCUCACAUUUACAAAAAAAUUGAAAAUAAGAAUAAUAAAAAAAAAGAGGAAUA
Messenger RNA from Osmerus eperlanus (European smelt), 2357 nucleotides. RefSeq names its product DNA-damage-inducible transcript 3 (gene ddit3). The transcript has 4 exons. Lineage: Eukaryota; Metazoa; Chordata; Actinopteri; Osmeriformes; Osmeridae. Gene Ontology annotation, cellular component: CHOP-ATF3 complex; CHOP-ATF4 complex; CHOP-C/EBP complex. Gene Ontology annotation, biological process: ER overload response; intrinsic apoptotic signaling pathway in response to endoplasmic reticulum stress; positive regulation of intrinsic apoptotic signaling pathway. The coding region runs from base 275 to 1153 and encodes 292 amino acids. Gene Ontology annotation, molecular function: RNA polymerase II cis-regulatory region sequence-specific DNA binding; DNA-binding transcription activator activity, RNA polymerase II-specific; protein heterodimerization activity. The record is from RefSeq and is a predicted model, not a curated record.